AUGAUCACCACUGCCAACUUGCAGACAAUAUUCGUGACGUCACAAAAGGGCAAGCGCUUGAUAAAGCUGGACGGCUACACUUUCUACUCGUCAGUCAACACGGGCUUCAAGAUACGCUGGCGAUGCUCCACCGGCUGCCACCAGGGCUGCCGUGCCGCCAUUUACACUGCCGAUGACGAGAUCAUAUCCGUGAAGAAUGACCACAACCAUCCGCCAUCGUAU
Molecule: messenger RNA, 222 nt
Organism: Iphiclides podalirius (scarce swallowtail)
Lineage: Eukaryota; Metazoa; Arthropoda; Insecta; Lepidoptera; Papilionidae
Source: the annotation of a GenBank genome assembly